Molecule: messenger RNA, 321 nt
Organism: Akanthomyces muscarius
Lineage: Eukaryota; Fungi; Ascomycota; Sordariomycetes; Hypocreales; Cordycipitaceae
Exons: 2
Coding region: 1-321 (106 amino acids)
Source: RefSeq, a predicted model, not a curated record
AUGUUCAUCGAAUAUAUCCCCGGUUUGGAAAGAUUUCAUCUCGGCAAUUACACGGAAGAGCGCCUUAACAGGCUUGCGGACAUGCUGGCCGAGAUUCACGCUGUGCGAGUGCUUUGGGUAGACUUUGAUGGAGCGCGCACUGUGCCCCUCAACCAACCUCUGACGGGACGAGAAGCGAAAGCGUUCUGGCACGAACUGGGUUUGCUGAAAGACAUAUAUGUCCGACUUUUGUCGGAUGAAGACGUGCAAUUACUGGUGUGGAUGAGCAUGAUGCCGAAGGAUGAUGACCAGCUCCACGACAAUUGGGUAAAGAAGAAAUAA